AUGAAUGCGGGGGCCGCGGCCGCGGCUGCCACGGGGCUCCUCGUCUUCCUGCUGUACUCCGCCAUCCACAGGGUCGAGGAGGGACACCUGGCCGUGUACUACAGGGGCGGUGCGCUGCUGACCAGCCCGAGCGGCCCUGGCUACCACAUCAUGCUCCCGUUCAUCACCACCUUCAAAUCCGUGCAGACCACGCUGCAGACUGAUGAAGUGAAGAAUGUGCCUUGUGGGACAAGUGGUGGUGUUAUGAUCUACAUUGACCGAAUAGAAGUUGUGAAUAAGCUGGCUCCAUAUGCAGUGUACGACAUCGUGAGGAAUUACACCGCAGACUACGACAAGACCUUGAUCUUCAACAAAAUCCACCACGAGCUGAAUCAGUUCUGCAGUGCCCACACCCUGCAGGAGGUGUACAUCGAGCUCUUUGAUCAGAUAGAUGAGAACUUGAAGUUGGCCCUGCAGAAAGACCUCAAUGUCAUGGCACCAGGUCUCACUAUCCAGGCUGUGCGAGUUACAAAACCCAAAAUUCCAGAGGCCAUCCGAAGAAACUUUGAACUAAUGGAGGCUGAGAAGACCAAGCUGCUGAUUGCAGCCCAGAGGCAGAAGGUGGUGGAGAAGGAGGCAGAGACAGACCGGAAGAAAGCGCUCAUUGAGGCAGAGAAGGCUGCACAGGUGGCCAGGAUUCACUACCAGCAGAAGAUCAUGGAGAAGGAAACGGAGAAGCGGAUUUCUGAGAUUGAAGAUGCUGCAUUCCUGGCAAGGGAGAAGGCAAAAGCUGAUGCAGAGUACUACACUGCCCGGAAGCUGGCUGACUCCAACAAGCUGAAGCUGACCCCUGAGUAUCUGGAGCUGAUGAAGUACCAGGCGAUAGCUGCCAACAGCAAGCUGUACUUCGGCGACCGCAUCCCCAGCAUGUUCCUGGAUUCCUGUGCCUUCCAGCAGGCCAACCUGAGGACUGCCCAUGAACCAGCCUUCCUGCACAGGGAGCCCCAGAGACCUCUGGAGAAAGCCCCCUCAGAGGCGAGGAGAGCACUGGCUGAGGGAGGCAGAAGGGAACCCGGUGUAGCUCAGCAGCGAGCCCGGCUGUGACCGGGGACGAGGCCCUGUGUCGGUGGGGCGGAUGCAGCACAUGCCUGGACAUCUUGUGUAUAGGUGGCAGUUGGGUUGAUUUUCUUCUAGCAACAGAUUGCAAGGGCUCUGCCUCUUCUGUUUCUCCCCCUGUUAAAUUGGUGCUUCCAAAGGAGGGAUAAUCCUGUACUAACAUACCUAUACUGGAAUAUUAAACGACAGACAGCAGGAAAGCCUCCCGGGGUAGGUGCAGUUAUUUAGCAGGCACUGCUCUGCAGGAAGAUGUGGCUUUGAGUGCUGUGUGGCUGCACACUUGUCAUUGCUCAGCACUCCUGACUGAGGCUGAGUGAAGAGGAGGUUCCCCUUGUCCCGCCGCUGAAGCUUGGCUUGGUGAAGGUUUCUGCUGACGCCGUCUCGCUCUCCUCAAGGACUCCAGUGGAGUGGACUCUCCUUGGCCAGCGUGUUCCUGCUCAGGGCAAGGAGUGGUUUGCUGUGGAAUAGGUUAUUGAAGUAGGAUCUGCACAGCCACAGUAUUCCUGUAGACAGCAGUGGUAGAUGACAACUCAGAGGAAGCAACCUCUGAAGGGAUCCUGCAACCCCCCUCUCCAAGCAAGAGCCUCGCACUGGCUGCCUGGGACUGACUGUGGUGCUCCCACUGGGUGGCUGAGUCUCAUUGCCUCCUGAAGCAGAUACCGGGAGCACCUCGGAGCAGCUGGUUGGGAACAGAGCCUGGCCAGUCUUUGCUCAAAUUCCAGCCUCCCUGGAAGUCAUUCACCAGGGAAAGGGGGCUGAAUUUCCACUGCUCUGCCGUGCUGGCAAAGUGAAGAGGAGAGCGAAAGGACCCUGCUGUGCAGCAGAUCAGAUGUUUGACGCUUCAGCAGCAAAGUAGGUGAGGCAUUGCUGCUCUUCCAUGCAAAAUCCACUGCUCCAGGAAGUGGGGCCUGCUUUGUAUGUCCCUGAACAGCCAUGGCAAGGAGUGUGUCCCUGGUCCUCUCACCCCUGGCCAGGCUUGCUGGCAGAUGGAUCUUCAGUCCUGAUUUGUGCUGUGAUAUAUCUGACCCUGCUCCUGGUGUGCUGUGGCAGGGUGAGGGAGAGGUGCUCGGGGAGGGGGGAAUCUGCUGGGAAAAACCUGCUUUCCGCUUUUCCUCCUUGUUCCCUCUGCUUGUGAGGAUGUGCUUGCUUUUAGGACCUGCCCCUCGUCGUGUUCUGUGGGGAUCCGGGGUGCAGUGGCUGGGGAAGCAGCUGGCAAGAGCUGGAAUGCUGUUCUCCAGCUGGGAGCACCCCAGCACUGCCUGCUGCAUGUUCAGAGACCUCUCCCUGUGCAUCCCUCCCGCUGUCCCGUCCCCUCAGAGCAGCUGUGCCACCCUUGGAGGGGCUGGGGGGUGGUGAUGCUCCAGGCACUCAACCUGUUGAGAUCCUCUGUCCCUGGCUCCAUCUGCAGCCUCACAGCAAGGGGAAGGGUGUGUUUAACUUCUGCUAUUGAGAAACAUUCAACCCAAACCGGCUUUA
Molecule: messenger RNA, 2571 nt
Organism: Cyanistes caeruleus (blue tit)
Lineage: Eukaryota; Metazoa; Chordata; Aves; Passeriformes; Paridae
Source: RefSeq, a predicted model, not a curated record